AUGCCGCCCUGCGAUUGGAGGGCGAGUCUUCAAACUGGUCCCUGCCAGGGGCUCAAAAGGGGCCGAGAUUCCGCUGGAUAUCAGACUCGUUGGGACCUCCUAGUACGAGCCAUGAUCCGGCAGGUCUGGGCUUCCUAUCUUUUCUCGCUGUUGCUGGUGGGCUUUGUUCAGCCGAGCCCGAACCAGGAGAAGAUGAAGUUUUUUAUUACAUUUCAGACGGAUUGCUACAAAGGGGUGACAGGCAACAUCUAUGAGUAUGGAGCCCUCACUCUCAACGGCGAGGAAUAUAUCCAGUUCAAGCAGUAUGUGGGCAAGCAUGUCCUCUUCGUCAAUGUGGCCACCUAUUGAGGCUUAACAGCUCAGUAUCCUGAAUUGAAUGCACUACAAGAGGAGCUGAAGCCUUUUGGUCUAGUUGUAUUGGGCUUUCCUUGCAACCAAUUUGGAAAACAAGAACCAGGAAAGAACUCAGAGAUCCUUUCUGGACUCAAGUACGUGCGUCCAGGUGGUGGCUUUGUCCCCAAUUUCCAGCUCUUUGAGAAAGGGGAUGUGAAUGGAGAAAAAGAACAGAAGAUAUUUACUUUCCUGAAGAACUCCUGCCCUCCCCCCUCUGAGAUUUUGGGCUCAUCAAGCCAACUCUUUUGGGAGCCUAUGAAGGUCCAUGACAUCCGCUGGAACUUUGAGAAAUUCCUGGUGGGACCUGAUGGAGUCCCUGUCAUGCGCUGGUACCAUAAGGCUUCAGUCAGCACAGUCAAUUCAGACAUCCUCGAGUACCUGAAGCAGUUUGAAACCCAGUAGAAAGGGCCAGAGAGUGGCAAAAGUAGCAACCCUUCCUCCCACCUGAAGGACCUACGUAACUAAGAAUCCAUCUUCGCUCUGCACUGCUUCCAGCCCAGCCUACAUAUGACCAAACCAUCCUGUACUACCAAAGCACCUGCAUAUGUGUGUGUUUGAACAAUUAGAAAUGGGAAACCUAUCUCCCCAAUUUUCUCUUCCCAAAGUAUCAAUUUUUCUUCCAAUCCAUUCCAAAUGAAAUCAAGGUAGAUGGUUCAGAUUACCCCAUGAUCCUCAAAAAGCAAUACCCAGAAGCUCUGACACCUACCCUUUUCCCAUGCUGACGUUUUAAAGAAAGCAGGAACUGGCAACAAGAUUGUCUGGGUCCCCUUCAUAGCCUCUUGUCUCCUAGAAAUUAGGUAUGCAUUGUGACACUCUUUCUCUCCCUAUGCAGUCCUCCUUCAUUGCCCUGACAUCCUGUAGUUGUCCUGUAGGACCUCUGAAGGCAGGGUGAAAGCAGGAACCUCACCUUACAUGAAGGGAGGGACAUAUCCAUGAUGGUGGGUCCUAAAGCCCUUCUAGGUCAGACCCUACCAGAACCUUCCCUGGUGCCUGUCCCUUAGUGCAUUCAGGUCAUGGCACGUGGGCAGGGAUGUCCCUUCACUCUGGACGAUGGGCUGUCUCCUCUCACCCUGGGUCUCUCCAACUUUGGAGUCAUCAUUGUCUCAAAUAAAAAAUAAAAAAAAAUUUAUGCAGCAGAUGGGCUCAUUGUGGUGUUUCUCUAAUCUCAUAUUAUGCCUAGAGUCAUACUCCUUCUUCCUCUCUCACUUUGUCCCUGAUCCCUUGACCACUUAGCUUAGUUCUUCAGUAUUUUGCUUUUUCAAAAGCUCUCUA
Loxodonta africana (African savanna elephant) is the source of this 1665-nucleotide messenger RNA. Its product is annotated as epididymal secretory glutathione peroxidase. The record is from RefSeq and is a predicted model, not a curated record. The transcript has 5 exons. NCBI's taxonomy places the organism in Eukaryota, Metazoa, Chordata, Mammalia, Proboscidea, Elephantidae. Gene Ontology annotation, biological process: response to oxidative stress. Gene Ontology annotation, molecular function: glutathione peroxidase activity.